Dendroctonus ponderosae (mountain pine beetle) is the source of this 1329-nucleotide messenger RNA. RefSeq names its product anoctamin-4-like. The record is from RefSeq and is a predicted model, not a curated record. The transcript is spliced from 8 exons. Lineage: Eukaryota; Metazoa; Arthropoda; Insecta; Coleoptera; Curculionidae. The coding region runs from base 1 to 1260 and encodes 419 amino acids. Gene Ontology annotation, biological process: chloride transmembrane transport. Gene Ontology annotation, cellular component: plasma membrane. Gene Ontology annotation, molecular function: chloride channel activity.
AUGGUGCUGAAAAUUCUGCUGGAUAGAUGGCUGAAUUCAACCAGGGUUGGAUACAUUCGAUCGCACUCAACCAUGAUAACCAUGUGCCUGAGUUCAAUUAUCACAGUUAUUAUCAUUAAUUCCUUCAGAGAGUUUUACCAGUCAGCUUCGGUGAUAUUGACGAAAAUUGAAAACCCCCGCACUCAGUGCGAUUUUGAUAACUCGGUCCUGUACAAGCGAUACUUGCUAGGGUUUAUGAACAACUACGUUCCUACUUUCUAUGAAGCGUUUUUUAAGGGCAGCUUUGCGCGACUUCCGCAUCAAAUGACUUUCCUGCGCAAAGAUCUGUGCCAACCCAGCAGUUGCACAGUUGCACUCUGCAUUCAGCUGGGAUUCCUGCUGACCAUACGCACGUUCAUGGGCAACAUUUGCACUGCCAUUUAUCCCCCUCUUAAGAACAUACUUAGGUCGCUAAAAGAGCAAUGUUGCCGGAAAGUUUGCCAGAAAAAUCCGGCGAUUAAACAAACGCUGCCCCAAUGGGAGGAAGAGUACUACUUGGAACCUUUGGACACCUACUCUGUGACGGAAGAGUUUUCCGAAAUGGUUAUCAGAUUUGGGUACAUCACAUUCUUCUCCAAAGCUUUCCCAUUGGCGGCGCUGUGCGCCCUACUGAACAACCUAAUAGAGCUGAGAUCCGAUGCGUAUAAAUUUGUGAAAUCCCAUCGAAGAGUGGUUCCAGUGGAAAAAUCUGGAAUCGGAGCCUGGAAUGGGAUUUUGCGCAGCUUAUCCUACAUCAGCACAGCCAUUAAUGCUUUUGUGAUUGCUUUUACAAGCGACUGGGUGGAAACGGAAGUUUACCGGCAGACCCGAGGCAAUGGCAGCCUUAAGGGCUUUGUAAACUCCACUUUAUCUAAGUACGCAACUUCCGACAACAGAGCUUACCACUCCGUUAACAAUCGCGAAGAGUUUUGCUACUUUCGCGGCAAUUACUAUCCGCCAGAGAACCCAACCAAGUACGGAAUAACUCAGCUGUACUGGAUGAAUUUGAUGUUCAAGUUUGUGGCAGUUUUCCUCUUCGAGCAUGUAAUGUUGCUGUGCAACACUUUGUUCACCUAUUGCUUGUCGUACAAACCAGAAUCCGUGCAGCUGCAGCUGGAUUUGAUCAGGCACAAGGAAAAGGAGAUGCGAUUGACUGAAUGCGAGAGGAAGUUGGAGGAGAGGGUCAAAUCUGAUACGAAAUUGAGCAAGGUAACUGUUCGGUUGGCAGGUGGAAGUGCUUGAUGGAGCAGGUUUGGUGCUUUCAGAACCUGAGGGGAUUAAAAUGAGGAUGCUUUUCUAAGUGUUCAGACA